AUGAUAACUAUAUGUGCAAUUAUUUGCUUAGCACUCAUUCUUUAUGUUGCCUAUCGAUUGUAUCAGCAUUUUUGUCCGUCGCCUAACAUUGAUCCCCGUGGUAAAUAUGUUCUCAUUAGUGGCUGUGAUACAGGCUUUGGUCAUGCAUUGGCUAUUGAACUUGAUAAACAAGGUUUUAAUGUACUUGCUGGUAUAUACAAUGCCGACAAUAAAAUUUCACUCACCAAUGAACUUUCGUCACGAGCUGUUGUUUUUCGUCUUGACAUUACUCGUCAAGAAGAAAUCGAUGCCGCAUACGACAUGAUUAAAAACAAAACGAAUAUUCUUCAUGCGCUUGUUAACAACUCUGGUAUAAGUAGGAGUGGAUACAUCGACUGGAUUACCGUUGAUCUAAUGCGUACAACUAUGGAUGUUAACUUUUUCGGUCAUGUUGCAAUGACCAAGAAAUUUUUGCCAUUGCUCAUAGCUAAACGAGAUUCACGCGUUGUCAAUAUCUGUUCAAUCUAUGGCUUCAUAAGUGGACCAGCCAAGUCAGGUUAUUGCGCCUCCAAAUAUGCUCUCGAAUCCUUUUCUGAUUGUCUUCGUCGUGAAAUGAUCCCCUGGGGACUACGUGUGAGCAUCGUCGAGCCGGGCUUCAUGCGAACGCCCAUGAUCCAAGGACACAAUCCUUUCGUACGAAAUCUGUGGACCCAACUUUCGGCCGAUGUUAAAGAUCGAUGGGGUGAAGAAUUUUUCAAUGCCGAAAUUAAACAGGUAGCUGCCAAUGUAUUCAUUCGAAAUGCUGAAAAUCCUAGCAAAGUAGUGGAAGCACUUCGACAUGCUGUCAUGAAUACAGUGCCGUGUAUCCGCUAUCGACCAGGUUGGCAAUCAAGUCUAUUCUUUUUUCCACUCUCAAUGGCUCCGAGUUGGUUAGUCGACUUAAUCAUGACCAAAUUAACUAGCUCAGGUGUUCUUCCUGCCGCUGUACGCAAACAACUUACGGAAUAG
This is a messenger RNA of Rotaria sp. Silwood1, 987 nucleotides long. The record is from the annotation of a GenBank genome assembly. NCBI's taxonomy places the organism in Eukaryota, Metazoa, Rotifera, Eurotatoria, Philodinida, Philodinidae.